Molecule: messenger RNA, 447 nt
Organism: Varanus komodoensis (Komodo dragon)
Lineage: Eukaryota; Metazoa; Chordata; Lepidosauria; Squamata; Varanidae
Gene: SNTN
Product: sentan, cilia apical structure protein
Exons: 4
Coding region: 1-447 (148 amino acids)
Molecular function (GO): transition metal ion binding; calcium ion binding
Source: RefSeq, a predicted model, not a curated record
AUGUGUGGCUGUACAUCAAGCAAGGGGAACACAGAUUCAUAUCCUGUAAAUCAACCAGGGAAUGAUUCCUCAACCAAAGGGACAAAAGUACCUCCAGCAAAAAUGUCCAAACGUAUUCCAAUAGCAAAGCAGCUGGCUUCUAUAAAAGCUCUAAGCAAAGGCACUGAUCUUGAGAAGGCUGUUGCAACAGCAGCCUUGGUUUACGAUAAUGCAGCAGACACGAAUGGGAAGCUCAGCAAAUCUGAUGCUAAAAAUCUGCUACAAACUCAGUUUAUGCAUUUCAUGCAGGGCCAAGAAACAAAACCAAAAUACCAGGAAAUAAUUUCUGCUCUGGACGAGAACAAGAAUGACCAACUUGACUUUGAAGAUUUCAUGGUUCAGCUGCUUAGCCUCACCCUGAUGUCUGACCUCUGGAAAGAGAUCCAAAAUGUGAAAAAAACUAAGUGA